CGGGGCGCGGCGGCCUCGGAGCUGGCAGAAGCUCGGGGGAACAUGGCGGCGGAGGAGGCGGCGGUCCCAGCGCUCUCCAGCGGCAGCAGCGGCGUGGGCACGGGGGCCCCGUCGGGCACCGUCCCUGUGCUCUUCUGUUUCUCGGUCUUCGCGCGGCCCUCGUCCGUGCCCCACGGUGCCGGCUACGAGCUGCUCAUCCAGAAGUUCCUCAGCCUGUACGGCGACCAGCUCGACAUGCACCGCAAAUUCGUGGUGCAGCUCUUUGCUGAGGAGUGGGGCCAGUACGUGGACCUGCCCAAGGGUUUCGCGGUGAGCGAGCGCUGCAAGGUGCGCCUUGUGCCGCUGCAGAUCCAGCUUACUACCCUGGGAAAUCUCACACCGUCGAGCACUGUGUUUUUCUGCUGUGAUAUGCAAGAAAGGUUCAGACCGGCCAUCAAGUAUUUUGGGGAUAUCAUUAGUGUGGGACAAAGACUGUUACAAGGGGCUCGGAUUUUAGGAAUUCCAGUUAUUGUAACAGAACAGUACCCUAAAGGUCUUGGAAGCACUGUCCAAGAAAUUGAUUUAACAGGUGUAAAACUGGUCCUUCCAAAGACCAAGUUUUCAAUGGUACUUCCAGAAGUAGAAGCAGCAUUAGCAGAGAUUCCUGGAGUCAGGAGUGUUGUGUUAUUUGGAGUAGAGACUCAUGUGUGCAUCCAGCAAACAGCUCUGGAGCUCGUGGGCCGAGGUAUUGAGGUUCAUAUCGUUGCUGACGCCACCUCAUCGAGAAGCAUGAUGGACAGGAUGUUUGCUCUCGAGCGUCUUGCUCGAACUGGGAUCAUCGUGACCACCAGCGAGGCUGUUCUGCUACAGCUGGUGGCCGAUAAAGACCAUCCAAAGUUCAAGGAAGUACAGAACCUAAUUAAGGCGAGUGCUCCAGAGUCGGGUCUGCUUUCCAAAGUAUAGGACAUUUGAAGGACGUAUGCUACUCACCGUCAGGCAACAGGACUGUAAGCCCGGACAAGCUCUUGUCUCUACUAGAAUUAAAAUGUUAAGUCAAAACUUGGCUCUUUUUUUGCGCCUCUUAGUAAAAUUUAACCAGUUAGACCAUUUGGGUACCAGCAUUUAGUUACAGAUGUCAAAGGCUUCAGGUGCUGCUUAUCGUCUUUCUUUCUCAUGCGUUUUUAUUUAUUAAAAACAUGAUAACAGAGGUGCCUGUUCUGUCUGUACUGUAUACAUUGACCAUAACUUCCCACAGUGCACACUCAUGAAGUUUUCCUCAAUUGUGCACUGUAAAGAAGAAGAUGUAUUGGUAACAGUGUGACCUUCGUGUUAUUGUAACAUGUGCAUUAAAACAUUAAGGGAUUCAGUGCUUGUAUUUUACAGGUUGGUUGGUUGAAAUGGGAUUAUUAUAUGAGAUUGAAAAGCAGGGCUUUGAUUCACGUUACCCCUUCCUAUCAUAAUGCAGUCGACUUACUUAUUGAGUGAGUUACAUCAUCUAAUAAGACAAAAUUAUGUAAUGAAUAAUUAUAUCUUCCUUGAUUAUACUGAUUUUCUUAUUCUGGUCACCAUCACUCAUUCUCCGUUAAUGUUCUCUUCUCUAGUUGAAUUUUCUGGAGAGACUUGUUGGGUCCCUGUGUUGAUUUUGUGAACAGGUGGGAAGAUCUGCGUGUCCUGUAAUUGCGGGAGGGCUGUUUCAAAGUCUGUGAAGUGUUACUGUAGUUGAAUAUCUUUAGAAAAAUCUUGACUGUAUCUUCUAAUAUAUAUAUAAGAAUUAGCAAAAAGAUAAAGGCUGGAUAAAAUGUAGUUAUAAAUGUCCAUAUUUUUGUUUGGUAUUUUCUCCACCUACCCUUCAAUUAUAAAGGCACCAGUAAUGAUGUGGUAGUGUUAAUUUUGUAGUCCUUGCUAUCCUUCAAUAAAUUUAUUUUCAUUAAAUACUUAGAGGGUUUUAAAACUUCUUAAUAUUAUGUGAAAUAUGGAAUAUUGCUCUCUUUUAUAUUAAAGUCAUUAAAGAAAAGGUA
Messenger RNA from Phyllostomus discolor (pale spear-nosed bat), 1997 nucleotides. It is a transcript of the gene ISOC1, whose product is annotated as isochorismatase domain containing 1. The transcript is spliced from 5 exons. Bases 43 to 942 code for a protein of 299 amino acids. Gene Ontology annotation, cellular component: cytoplasm. NCBI's taxonomy places the organism in Eukaryota, Metazoa, Chordata, Mammalia, Chiroptera, Phyllostomidae. The record is from RefSeq and is a predicted model, not a curated record.